UCGUCAACAACUUCGGGUAUCAAAUCAAAACAGUUUUUGGACAACGAAUUUUACCUAAAUCCUAAGGCUGCAGCAGCUGCAUUUAGCACAGGCGACCAAAAUUAAUCGGGUUAAUUAGAGAAAGACAUGGCACGCGGACACCAAAAGAUCCAGUCGCAGGCGAAGGCCUCCGAGAAACAGGCCAAGCUCAAGAAGCAGCAGGGACACAGUGCCAACGACCAGAAAAAGGCGGCCCAAAAGGCACUCGUUCAUGUGUGUGCCGUUUGCAAGUCUCAAAUGCCCGAUCCUAAGACUUAUAAGCAGCAUUUCGAGAACAAGCAUCCCAAGAACGACAUGCCAGAAGAGCUGAAGGACGUCUGAUGCCCGAUGUGGUCGUGUGCAUAUAUAACUUUAUCAAGUGGAAGAAGGUCGACGAGUUGCCUACCAGUACGAAACCUUUGCAACAAUAACUUUACAUCAGCCCAAGAAGAAGACCAACAAUCAAGCCGAAGCCCAGAGGAUGGAUAAUAGUAAUAAUAAUUGUAUUUGCCAAUUUUUCUGUAUACACAAUACUGACUUUUGGUUUUGGUUUAAACAUUGAAAUUAACACAGUGUGUUCGAUGAAUAGCUACCACAAUACAAAGCAACCAACCACGUAGCAAAAUAAAUAGGAAUGAUUUUAUUUA
Messenger RNA from Drosophila suzukii, 665 nucleotides. Its product is annotated as zinc finger protein 706. NCBI's taxonomy places the organism in Eukaryota, Metazoa, Arthropoda, Insecta, Diptera, Drosophilidae. The record is from RefSeq and is a predicted model, not a curated record.